Messenger RNA from Prunus mume (Japanese apricot), 1047 nucleotides. Lineage: Eukaryota; Viridiplantae; Streptophyta; Magnoliopsida; Rosales; Rosaceae. The record is from RefSeq and is a predicted model, not a curated record.
AUGGCUAGUAGUGUCGUUAACAUUAUUGGAGCAUCGUGUAAGCGUCGUGAUGCACUUAGAGAGCAACAACAAAAAGAUAUUAUGAAAGCUCUUGAAAUUGAUGAUCUUGAAACAGGGCGAGGGUUAAAUCAAGAGACUACUCUCAAACGUCCUUGUGAUACACGUUGGAACUCACAUUAUGAUACUUUACUUAGUAUUAAUACUAUGUUUCAUCCCGUGGUGAAGGUGCUUGAAUGGAUUGUUGAUGAUGUCAACCAAGAUAAUUUAGGUGAAACAAAUAGGUUAUUGAAAGAAAUACAAACUUUUGACUUUGUGUUUCACCUAUAUUUGAUGAGAUUUAUAUUGGGAAUCACAAAUGAUUUGUCAAAGGCAUUACAAAAGAAAGAUCAAGAUAUUGUGAAUGCAAUGAUGUUGGUCCAAAGAUAUAAGCAAAAGCUACAAUCCGUGAGGGAUGAUGACUUUGAUGAUCUGCUUGGCAAAGUAUCAAUAUUUUGUGGCAAUAAUGAUAUUGACGUUCUAAACAUGGAUGAUUUAUUUGUACCACAAGGGAGAUCACGACGUAAAGCUCAGAAAAUCACCAACCGCCAUUAUUAUCGUGUGGAACUAUUUCUUAAUAUCAUUGAUAAGCAAGUAGUGGAAUUGAAUAAUUGCUUCAUUGAGGUAAAUACUGAAUUGCUUCUUUGUAUGGCACAUUUGAGUCCGGCUUAUAAUUUUGCAGCUUUUGACAGACAAAAAAUACUUCGUUUUGCUCAAUUUUACCCUCAAGAAUUUAAUGACCGAGACCUCAUGAAACUUGAAGAUCAACUUGGGCUUUACAUUAUUGAUAUGCAGAGCAGCACUAAGUUUUCAUCAUUGAACGGAAUUACUUAUCUGGCAGAAAAAUUGGUGAAUACAGGAAGGGGUAGAAUAUACAACUAUGUAUAUGUACUUCUUACAUUGGCUUUAGUUUUACCCGUUGCAACAGCUUCGGUUGAGAGAGCUUUUUCAGCUAUGAAUAUUGUGAACACACCAUUGCGUAACAAAAUAGGGAAAUCAAUGGUUGAGUGA